UUCAUCUCUCUGAAUGCCGGACGGUCACCCAAGUGCCGGAGUCUUUGCUGUUCACAUCCUGUGUCCUAUUUUCCAAAAUGUGGCAACAGAUUAAUUCCGAGAUCCAGUGUCGAUUGUCAUUCUCACAAGUUGCCUUCUUGGAAAUAUCUUGGAAAGGACCCGCAGCUCGAGACGAUAAAAGGAUUCAGACUGAAUGUCGGAAAAUUCAGAGCCUCGUCCUUUCUCUACUACGCCCAGUGGAUAGGAUCACUUCGCAACUUUUUGGAGCAAGAUGUCUACCAAACCUGCCUUUAACAAUGAUGCAGAGAAAGGGACACUGGAUGUCCGCUCUCCUCAAGUCACCGACCUCGCCAAGAGCGAGAAGGCAGCGGACAUUGAAGUGUUCGCCGUCCAGUCCCUCAAGAAGGACGCCCCGGUCACUCCCUCAAAUGUGGCAAAGCCCCCGCCAGCCCCUGCAAAACCUGCGAAGAAGAGAGCGCCAUUGUGGGUUUUAUGGGUAAUCUGGUACAAUUCAUAUCGACGGUUCUUUACGGUCAUUUUUAUCGUCAAUUUCAUUGGCCUCGGCUUUGCGAUCGCUGGAAAAUGGGAAUACGCCGCAAGGUACCCUGGUGCAUUGGUCGUUGGAAACUUGAACGUCGCGGUUCUUGUCCGCAACGAGAUAUUCGGCCGUUUCCUGUACUGGUUCGUCAACACGUUCUUUGCCAAGUGGACUCCUCUAUGGUUCCGCCUUGCGUGUACCUCUACGUUGCAGCAUCUUGGUGGUAUUCACUCCGGAUGUGCAAUCUCCGGUGUAGCUUGGAUCGUCCUCAUGGUCGUGCAUCAGUUCAAGACCAAGUACCUUUUCAAUGAUUCAAUCCUGGCUUUCGGAGUAAUCACCACAGUCGCUUUGUUCAUUACGAUCUGCGCUGGUCUUCCGUGGGUCCGCAACUCGCACCACAAUGUAUUCGAGCGGAACCACCGUUUCUUUGGAUGGACUUCCUUGGGCAUGACCUGGAUAUACACUAUUGUGACCAAUGCCUAUGACACCGCGGACGGAAAGUUCGAUCACGUCGGUUUAUACGUUGUCCAACAGCAGGCCUUCUGGUACACGAUCGGAAUGUCCGUCUUCAUCGUCCUGCCUUGGAUUUGCACGAGACAUGCCAAGGUCGACAUCGAGCUGCCCUCUCCGAAAGUCGCUGUGCUCCGCUUCGAGCGUGGUAUGCAACAGGGUCUCCUUGCUCGUAUCAGUCGCUCUGCUGUCAAGGAAUACCACGCUUUCGGUAUCAUCUCUGAGGGGACUCAUGCCAAGUAUCACUACUUGAUUUGCGGUGUGCAAGGCGAUUUCACCAAGAGCCUUGUCAACGACCCGCCGAGGAGGAUCUGGACUCGUGAGCUGAAGUUCGCUGGUGUCUCCAACACGUCAACCCUUUACAAGCGUGGUAUCCGUAUCUGCACCGGAACUGGUCUUGGUGCCGCUCUUUCUACUUGCAUCCAGUCCCCCUACUGGUACUUGAUUUGGAUUGGCUCCGAUCAAGAGAAGACAUUCGGCCCGACCAUCAGUGGCCUCAUCCACAGGCAUGUUGGUCCAGAGCGCCUGCUCCUUUGGGACUCUAAGGUCCGCGGUGGUCGUCCACCCACCAUGAAGAUCUUGAAGGAGGUGUACGACUACUGGCAGGCCGAAGUGGUGUUUAUCACCUCAAACUACAUCGGUAACUCCGAGAUCCAACAAGGAUGCAAGGAAGCCGGCAUUCCUGCAUUCGGUACUCUUUGGGAUUUCUAAUCUUUCCAACCAGUUCUCUCACGUGGGCAUGGGACGCAUCAAGCAUCAGGCCGCCCACAUCUUGUUUCUCAUCCUUCUGUAUCCACUGCACUGCUCAUUCUACACCUCCGGGAAAUCUCUCAAUUAUGUAUUUUCGGGAACCAAGUUAGCCGGCGUAUCAAGGUUCCAUUUUUUUUCCAACUGUGACCGCGAGUGGUACUUGCCGGCGCAGACGGCUUGGUCGAACAGCAGCAGCACCAAUAGAGUUCGCCCGCGACAUGGACGCUUCUCGUAUUUAUAAUUGGAUGUGUUUUUAUAACUCUACCAUCUUUAC
Molecule: messenger RNA, 2072 nt
Organism: Suillus clintonianus
Lineage: Eukaryota; Fungi; Basidiomycota; Agaricomycetes; Boletales; Suillaceae
Exons: 11
Coding region: 272-1759 (495 amino acids)
Source: RefSeq, a predicted model, not a curated record